AUGGUGGGAAAACAUCUAGGCAUUCAAUGCUGGUUGGAGGCUCUUUGUCUGAAGGAGUACUUACCACUUUUUCAAGAAUUCUCUGGUGUUGAGGAUUUGCUUGGAUUCAGUGAAGCAGAAAUCAGAGACCUUGGCAUCAAAAAUUGUGCACAUCGUGCCAAAGUGGUCACUAGUUUAUGUUGUUUGCGUGACAAAUACCAGCGAUCCACAGGCAAAAGAAACUCCUGGUGCCAGUCUUUCAAUACACCUUUAUCACCGUCAUCAACACCUAGUGAAUCCCUCCCCAUUUCUUUUGAGAAAUUACAAGAGAACCUACAAGAAGAAUUGCAAGGUGACCCGGCUGAUCUCCGAAGUCACAACUGGUAUCACGGUCACAUCACCAGACCCUGUUCGGAGCAGCUUGUAAAAACAAAUGGUGACUUUUUGAUUCGUGACAGUUUUUCCAAACCAAAGGUCACCUAUUUUUUGGAAGAAGAGCAGUUCAGUUCUAUACAAAGUCUUAUUGAUCAUUACGUCACAACUGGCAAACCUGUCACAAAGGCGUCUAAUGUCAUUCUAAAGCAACCAAUUGCUCGUCUACUUCCACUCAGCUACUACGACAUGAAAUAUGGAUCCCCAAUGAAUAAAACGACGGGAUUCCACUCUAGCACCCCAAAUGCAAGUCCUAAACCCAGCCCCUUUGUAACCCCGACCCCUACCCCUCCAGGAAGCCCUAAUGGAAGACGGCGUGUCCCUAAGCGUACAGGCAGCCAGCCAAUGCUCUGUUUUGAUGAGCCAAACAAUGACCCAUCACCUUUACCCUCUUCUCCUUUAGGACGUUCCGACAGCGUACCAAUGAUACACGGAUCUCCAGUUUCCCCAAUUACAACUCCAAUCAAUGUGAUCCCUCCAACACCACAAGGACGGCACGCUCGAUCAGGCAGCGAGCCGAUACUUACACCCUUUAAUACAAACAGAACCUUUAAUUUCUUAACGGUACCAGACAAUGCCUUAAACCCUGCUUCUUCUGAGAGCAAGUUGAUUACUCUACCUCAGGGAACACUCUUAAGGCAAGACAUUAUAGAAAGAGCUUACAGUCUGCAGUUUUUUGUAGCUGUGUUAAUUCUCAGUUGCAAUAAGACAACCGAACGAGCCCAGAUUCUCAGCAAAUGGAUUCAAAUUGCUACAGAAUUAAAGAACACCAUGGGAAAUUUGUUCAGUUUUGUCAGCAUUAUGGAGGGAAUUACAUUGAAACAGGUGAAGAGAUUAAGCGACACCUGGCUGAUUUUACGGCAGAACCAUACAGGCAGUGCCAUGAUUUUUGACAAGAAGCUCCGUGCCACUUACCAAAUGCUGAUGGAAGGUUCUGGAACAUUACCACUGCAGAAUGUCUGCAUUCCCAACAUUUUCCCGGUAGCCUGUCUUUUAGAACGGAAUGUAGAUACAAUAAUGGACAUGUUAGUGUGGGAAAAAAACAGUUCUGAUUCUGGCUUGGAGAGUCUAUUUGUUCACUUAGACACGGCCCGCAUCAUCUCAUCACAGUUUGGUUUAUACAAAACCUGCGGCCAAACAAUUAUUAGUGAAAUGAAAGAUGAUCCAGAAGUCCAAGAAAUUUUCAAGACAGAAUUUCAUUUGCGCCUGCUCUGGGGUAAAAAAGGUUCUGUCACGGAAGCAAAAGAUCGUUAUAAAAUAUUCGAUCGAAUACUCAUUGCCCUGUCAAAUCAAAAAGAAGCACCGGGUGAUGAUGGAACCGCUGUGUAA
This is a messenger RNA of Acanthosepion pharaonis, 1740 nucleotides long. NCBI's taxonomy places the organism in Eukaryota, Metazoa, Mollusca, Cephalopoda, Sepiida, Sepiidae. The record is from the annotation of a GenBank genome assembly.